CUAUAUUUACCAAGUAUAUUAAUAAGAGUUUCAGAAAGCAUCUACAAACUGCCAGUAUACCGAAAGCAACUGUUCGACCCAAAAUCCGAUUCUGAAUGGCGAGGCAGACAAUAUAAGGCAACAGAAAAAGACAGCUUCAAACGCAGGUGCUUUACCUAGUUCGCAAGAUCUCACACGCACAAACUUCCCCGACAAUUUCUUGGAGACUUCAACUGCUGAUCUCUAUUGGGAUGAUUUGGCCCAUGCACCCAUACCGGAAGACCCUAUGGUUCUUUUAAACUGGAACCAAUGGGACGACACUGUCGACGAACCAAUUCCUACACCUUCUCUGAGCUUUGGGCUGCUGGGGAGCACCAAAGGGCACGAGGAUACCCACUGCAAGGGCUUAGACACAGAUCAACGUUUUCAUGAUGAUAUGCACUACUAUUCCAGUGCGAACAAUCUUUCAGGAAGCUAUGUUGUGUCAGCCUCGGCUGCUGUUACCGAGAAAACACCAUAUUUCGACCAUGUUCGCUCGUCUCUCUAUUGUUGGGUACUAGAAAGCAUAAGAAAGUCCCAUAAAAAUGAAAACACUCGCAUUAUAGAAGCAUUGCAAGGGCUUCUAACAGCGAACUCUCUAACAACCAACAAUUGUUCUUACAAAGAAUUAGACAUAAUAUCUGUUCUUACUGAUCUUCGUUCUGAGCGUUCUUUUAACAAAGAGCUUUUCUACAAGCGCGUCGAAGCCUGCUUUGCAGAACUGCAUAGCAGUAUUGGAAUCUUCCUAGACUUGGCAACCAUGGAUGCAUCAGUCAACCAGGUUCUUUUAUACCCUUUAGUCAGCAAUCUGGCCUGUAUUGCUUUAUUUUUCUCAGUACUGGCUAUUGGCUCUCGGCGUCUGGAUCUCAGUCAUAGUACGGGUACAAUAAAAGGAGAAACUAUAGGCUUCUUCAGGAUAGCUCUGCGCAUGAAACCUCAUCUAUAUGAUAAGACCAAUCUCUUGACGUUACAGACUUACUUCUCGUGUACUAUCGGUGCCAAUUCCACGUCUAGCUUGAUGGCUGACGCUACUUCGGGCCUCCAGACCCUUCACCUACAUAGCUGUAGCGCGAUCGACAAGUUGUCUUCUAACUGCUUAGAACAAGCAAGAAUUAAGAGAGCUUUCUGGGCUAUCUACUCAAUAGAAAAGCCUUACUGCCUACAAGAAGGACUGUUACCAUUAAUACAUAGUGAAUAUACGGACCACAGUAUUCCUGCAUCCCAAGGUUCUCCUUGUAAAGGGGACGACUGGCUCAACGUAAACAUCCGUUACGCAGAAGUUUGUUCAGCGAUUCUACGACAACUCCACACCCAACGGCACAGCAGUCAAAACUACUUAUGCUGUAGAAGAGCAGGUUGUGAACACAACUCAGCCUCGACCAUAAGUUGGCUUGAAGCCAUGCUCACGAUGUGGAAAACCGACUUUUUCUUCGAUUUUAGACUUGACAACUUGUCGGCGCUUCCAUAUAAUGAGAGACGCCACAGGCUAACCUAUAUCAACCAAUAUCAUUUUGCCGUUAUUGCUAUACAUUCUUUACCAGAAACAGAAAACACGGACAUGAGCAAAGAAAGCCGUUACAAAUCAGCGCGCGAAAUAUUGAACAUGAGCGCACACGUAUCCUGGGCCGAUCUUUGUGCUAACUGGUCACUUUGCUCCGUUAUAUCUGUAGCGACUUGUAUUCUCGUAGCAAGAAUAAUUGAAAAAGCUUCCGUCGUAAAGGCACAGAGAAACAUAACAGCGACCACCGGCAUUAGAAGCAACGAGCAUUCUUACAAGAGCGGUAUUGAAACAGACAUAUCGUACAUAGAAGAAGAAGAAGAAGAAGAAGAAGAAGAAGAAGAAGAAGAAGAAGAAGAGAGGUAG
Messenger RNA from Bipolaris maydis ATCC 48331, 1882 nucleotides. The record is from RefSeq and is a predicted model, not a curated record. Lineage: Eukaryota; Fungi; Ascomycota; Dothideomycetes; Pleosporales; Pleosporaceae.